This is a messenger RNA of Sabethes cyaneus, 879 nucleotides long. Its product is annotated as methyltransferase-like 26. The transcript is spliced from 3 exons. Bases 163 to 822 code for a protein of 219 amino acids. Lineage: Eukaryota; Metazoa; Arthropoda; Insecta; Diptera; Culicidae. The record is from RefSeq and is a predicted model, not a curated record.
UCAACUUAAUCAGAUGUGAAACCAAAGUUAUUUCAAGAAAUUGAAGCAGUUUUUUCUUAUAAUAAGAGCAGGUAGACUCACAGUAGAACUAAGGUUUAGCAAUAUGGUAUGCUUUUGAAUUAACGCUGUUUACAUUUAUUUUAGAUAUCAUCGAUACGACUGAUGAUGAGCCACAUUCGUAAACUGGCCAAUCCAGCGGGAGAACGCAACAAACAACCGAUACUAGAAGUUUUGAACAGAUUCUUCGAUAAAAGUGAACCUAACAAAAAGUUGUUAGAAAUUUCCUCCGGUGUAGGCUUACAUGCGGCAUUUUUUGCACCACAAUUUCCGAACAUUGUUUUCCAACCAUCCGAAUAUGACACCUCUCUUUUUGGAAGUAUAGAAGCGUAUCGAGCCGAAGCAAAUGUGCCGAAUUUGCAGUCCCCAAUUGCGAUUGACAUUUCGCGACCCUGCACAGAUUGGGACAAUGACCAUAACGUGAAUUUUAACUCCUCAGCGGAAAGCUUCGAUUAUAUGCUGAACAUCAAUAUGAUACACAUCUCCCCAUUCGAAUGCAGCGAAGGCCUGUUUCGGAAUGCAUCACAGUUGCUGAAAAAAGGUGGUUUGCUCAUAACCUAUGGACCAUAUGCAGUAAAUGGAAAGCUAACUCCCGAGAGCAAUGUUCAAUUCGAUAUUUCCCUAAAAACUCGAAAUCCUGCUUGGGGUAUCAGAGAUAUAACAGCGUUGGAAAAGAUUUCUGCGGCCAGCGGAAUAGCGUUGAUACAAUCUUUUGAUCUACCUGCUAACAAUAAGUGCUUGAUUUGGCAAAAGUCACUAAACUGAAAACGUGCGACUGCUGAACGCCAAUCUAUAAGACUAUUAUGCUAAUAAAAUUUUCAA